UUUGGUUGAGCCGCAGCUGUUUGUCUGUUCUACACAGGCCUGGGCCCGGCGGGGGAGACGGAGCCCCAGGUAGGAUUUCACUGCAGGCCUCCUACCUCUGCAUCCGAAGUACUGAGAUUAAAGGACUGUUGAAACCUGGAAGUCCUCCCCCUUCCCCCUCCCCCUUUGCCGCUUUGUGGCAUCCCCCUCCCUUAACCCUUUCCUACUCUUAAUAAUCUGGUCAUGACUAGCAGAAGCACAGCCCGGCCCAAUGGGCAACCCCAGGCCAGCAAAAUAUGCCAGUUCAAAUUGGUACUGCUGGGGGAAUCUGCAGUGGGAAAAUCUAGUCUGGUAUUACGUUUUGUCAAAGGGCAGUUCCAUGAAUACCAGGAAAGUACCAUUGGAGCUGCCUUCCUCACCCAGUCCGUGUGUCUAGAUGACACAACAGUCAAGUUUGAGAUCUGGGACACAGCUGGGCAGGAGCGAUACCACAGCUUAGCCCCCAUGUACUACAGGGGUGCCCAAGCUGCAAUUGUGGUUUAUGAUAUUACUAAUCAGGAAACUUUUGCCCGAGCAAAGACAUGGGUAAAGGAAUUACAGAGGCAAGCCAGUCCGAGCAUUGUUAUUGCCCUGGCAGGCAACAAAGCUGACUUGGCCAACAAGCGCAUGGUAGAGUAUGAGGAGGCUCAGGCAUAUGCAGAUGACAACAGCUUAUUAUUUAUGGAGACUUCAGCCAAGACAGCCAUGAACGUGAAUGAUCUCUUCCUGGCAAUAGCAAAGAAGUUGCCAAAGAGUGAACCCCAGAAUAUGGGGGGUGCAGCAGGCCGAAGCCGGGGUGUGGAUCUUCAUGAGCAGUCCCAGCAGAACAAGAGCCAGUGUUGUAGCAACUGAGGGGUGGCUAGCAGCAACAAGUAUGGAGUUAGCACGAGAGCUAAGAAAUCCAUCCCCACCCCUCAGCACACAGCCCCUACGGUAACAGCACACUGAGCCCUGGCUCCCAAGGGCUGCCUUCUGACAGCUCCAUCAUGGCACUUUUUAAUGCUUCAGCAACCAACACCAGGCAGCUGUUGCCACUGGCCUCCUACCCCCUACUCUGGGGCUUGGGGUCAAAUCCCCCAGGACUUACCUUCCAAAACAAACUUUCUUCACUUUGUAAAGAUUAUAGGUGCAAGACAGUGAGUGACCUUACUUUCACUCCUCCUCCCAUGUUCUUCCCCAGUUUUUCAGAAAACUCUUGUCUCCUGCCUCUUUCACUUCUGACCAGUCCCUGUUUUGAUCCUCUUUUCCUUCUCUCCCCAGGGUGGUGAAGCUGGUAAACCCAGGAAUUAAAGAGGUUUUGUUUUUUUUUUCCUAGUUCAGUUAUAUUAAGGGCCCUGUGGGGGAGGAGGGAGUAAAAGGCUCAGAGCAAGAAGGAAUAAGCAAACAUUCUGUUUUGUUUUGUUUUGUUUUUCCUGGUUGGAGUUUCUCAUUGAAAACACUGCAGUAUCUCUGAGUUGGGCUUGUGGAGGGUGUUCCAAGAUAGAGGUGAGAACAGAGAGGCAAAUUCUCAGGCAACAUGUGGGGGUCAUGUUGCUAAUUAACUAGACAAUGUCAUCUAUAGCUCCAGAUCUCUCCUUAGGCCCAGGUUCCCCUCACCCAGCCUCUUAGCUAGCUUCUCCCCUAGAGUGGGGGGUCGGACCUCAGAGUCCUCCAAAGAAUCUUCACUGGUUGCCUGCACCUUUGGCUCUGCUGUGGUCUAAUUGGAGGACGUACCAGUUUCUGAUACCCAUCCUCUGAUUUAUACAUAUGCAUUCCCCAAACCUGGCCUUGAGAUGGCCUCAUCCCCAGAUACCAUCCCCCUGCAGUUUGCACUUUAAUUGAUGGUAGGUCAGUCAGGAUACUUGUUUUAUGGGGGUUUUGAUUGGUUAGCCUGUUCUUCAACAUUUUAAUUAAGUGGAAUCUGAGAAAUAUGAGAUUUGGGGAGGCACAAUAGAAAACUGUACCAGCGGCAGCUACUCAAGCCCAGUCUGCACUGCUAGCUUCCUCCAAUUCUGUCUCAUAACCUCUAUUCUUGUCCACUUAGCUCUUAAGUAUGUCUUCUCUAGAGAAUUAAUUGAGCAACUGGGGACUGGCCUAGGGAUAGUAUGAGCCAAGGUAGGGGAGAAAAGAAAGGUCAGGCAAAAGGGAGGAGUUUUCAGUCUUUUCCCAGGGUUUGCAUUCAAUUUGCUAUCUUACCAUGUCUUUUCUACUUCCCUGUAAAUAGGUAGUGUCCACUCUACUGUACAGUCUAUUCUAUUUCCCACUUCCUAUUAGGCUCCUUUUCUCCUUUGUUAGUACCUUGAGUUUAUUAGUUCCCCUGUCUUCAUUCACCCAUACCUAUCCCCUAGUGGGUUUCAUCUAUGUACAAAUAUGGGCUAGUACCACAGAGGCCCACUUGUGUCCCCCUCAUAACACCUGUACUUAUAGACAGGAGUGACUAGAACUUAAAGUACCUCACAAUUGUCUCACAUCAUCAGAGGACUUGGUCCUUUCUAAUCUCUGGUCUCUCUUCACUUUCUUCAUCAGGGGUUUUAGGAUGUCUCUGGGAAGCCAUCAAGGCAAAAGAGAACUCAUUAGUUCCUUUAUGUUUUAGCCAGAGUUCUGGGGAAGAAAGGAAAGGCCACAAUAACCUAGGAUUAGAACCUUUAUGACCUUUUGGCUUACAGAUUGCCUUCAGUCCCAGAGCAGCUGAGAAUCCAUGAAGCUGAGACUCUGAAGGACCCAACUUAGGUUCUUCCACUUAGGCCUCCAUUCCCUUCCUUUUUCAGGGGCAGCCUUAGUUCCCAUGGCCCUGAAACACAAAUAAUUUCCAGCCUUCCUUUCCCAGAACCCAUUAGUCCUCCAAAGCACCCAGUGCAUCCUUUUUACAAGUGGGAGAUCUAGGGUAGCUCUGAAGGUCUCUUAAAAAUGAAUUCUUUCUCUGCAGUUUUCCUUACAGAGUAGGAGUGAAGUUGUUCCAUGGCCUUGAGACUGGGAAACCACUUCCCCAGGCUUUUCCCUCCCUAACUUCCUUAGGAACAGUAUUGGCCUUAGCUUCCAAGCUGGUUAUCUGCUGCCUUCCCUCUACUCCUACCAGCUCUUCUGCCUUCUUUAAGCUCUUGGGCUUGGGGGUUUUUGUUUGUUUGAGUUUCCCACUUCUUCAGUUUUUUUCUCCUGAUCAAUUUUUUAAGUGUAUUGUUUUUGUUUGCUUCUAAGAGAGCAUUUGCCUUUCCCACUCCUUCCAACAUAACAAUCGUGGUAACAGAAUGCGACUGCUGAUUUACCGAUGUAUUUAAUGUAAGUAAAAAAUGGAAGAAAAAAAAAGUA
Messenger RNA from Jaculus jaculus (lesser Egyptian jerboa), 3303 nucleotides. It is a transcript of the gene Rab5b, whose product is annotated as RAB5B, member RAS oncogene family. Gene Ontology annotation, molecular function: GTP binding; GTPase activity. The record is from RefSeq and is a predicted model, not a curated record. The transcript is spliced from 7 exons. The coding region runs from base 223 to 870 and encodes 215 amino acids. NCBI's taxonomy places the organism in Eukaryota, Metazoa, Chordata, Mammalia, Rodentia, Dipodidae.